Molecule: messenger RNA, 1302 nt
Organism: Cicer arietinum (chickpea)
Lineage: Eukaryota; Viridiplantae; Streptophyta; Magnoliopsida; Fabales; Fabaceae
Source: RefSeq, a predicted model, not a curated record
CAACACAACACAUUCAUGUUUCUUAUUACAACCUCUUCAUCUAAAUCUUCUUAUCAUAAUUAUAAUUAUAAUAACAAUAAUAACAAUAACAACAAACAUUUUCUUCUUAUUCUCUCUUUCCUUUUUCUCAUCACCAAAUACAAAGAUAACAAAGCCUUUCUAAUGGGUCUCUUACUUUCAAGAACUUUGGCUUGCAAAUUCUUUUACCCUUUACUUUUUUCUAAGAAAGUUCAUAAUGAUUUUUUCCCUCAACAAUUAGAAAAUAUGAUCUGUUUGGUAUCCCCUCGAACAGGAAGACAUUUGCAAAGAUAUGAAAAAGGCUGUCGACAAGUUGUGGGAUGCAUUCCUUAUAGAUACAAAAGCAAUGGAACCCAAGAAAAAGAAAUUGAAGUUCUUUUAAUCAGUGCUCAAAAGGGUCAUGGAAUGCAGUUUCCAAAGGGUGGUUGGGAAAGUGAUGAAUCCAUGGAGCAAGCUGCUUUGAGAGAAACCAUAGAGGAAGCUGGAGUACUUGGCAGUGUUGAGGGUAAUUUGGGAAAAUGGUAUUAUAAGAGCAAACGCCAACCUACUAUGCAUGAAGGGUAUAUGUUCCCUUUGCUUGUUAGCAAGGAGUUGGAUAAUUGGCCAGAAAUGAACUUAAGAAAAAGAAAAUGGUUGAGUGUGGCUGAAGCAAAAGAAAUAUGCCCAUAUGCUUGGAUGAAAGAAGCUUUAGAUGAAUUGCUUAGUAGACAAACCAAUUCAAUCUAAAAUUGAAGGAUGUAAAUUCUAGGCACUCUCUCUUUGCUUUUGGAAUCUAGAAAGUGGUGGAACGGAAGGAAGCACUCAAGAUAUCAUUUUUGUUGGUUAUAUAUUUUUUCUUUUUGUUACACUCAAAUAAGUUACGUGAAUUCAGUUCAAGUAUGUAAAUUUAAUUUACUACAUACGUGAACCACGUAAGUAAUCUAUUUGUGUGUAACUCGAAAAAAUAGGGAUGUGACUAGCAAAAGUGAAAAUACAUUAGGACAUAGAAAAAUUGAAAUCUCAUUAAAAAAUGGGGAAAUUCGCAAUUGUCAAUUUGUCCCUUGUCCCUUGAAGUUUGUUUCAUGUCUUCAAGAUUUGCUAGAGUUGGCAAGUAUAACAGCAAAUUAUGAACUCUUAGAGUGUAGUUGAGGUCUAACUAUAGAAAAAUCCACUGACAACUUCAAUUCAUUCUUUCAUUCAAUUGAUUCUUUGGUAAUAAUGUAUCUCUAACAAGCUAUGUGUAAUAAUAUACACUUUUCUUCUAGUUUGUGGCUGAAUGGUAUCUAUUGCUAUCACUAUGAUUAA